CUGGGAUUUUCACUUUAUUUAACAAAUAUAAAGUGGUGUUAAUGGUUGACUGUGACAGUGUUUAGGCUGUUGUUUGUUUUGCUGUGUGCAUUUGUGUUCACAGAAAAAUGGCAGAAGCCACUAUUUCAUGGGUUGAGGAUCCAGUCAUCUGUCUGAUCUGUCUGGAUCUACUGAAGGAUCCAGUGAUCAUUCCCUGUGGACACAGUUACUGUAUGAGCUGUAUUACAGACUGCUGGGAUCAGGAUGAUCAGGAGGGAGUCUACAGCUGUCCUCAGUGCAGACAGACCUUCACUCCAAGAUGUGUUUUAGGUAAAAACACCAUGCUGGCUGAAGUGCUGGAGAAACUCAAGAAGACAAAACUACAAGCUACUUGUCCUGUUUGGUGUGAGUGUGACGUCUGUACUUGGGAUAAAAACAAAGCCAUCAAGUCUUGUCUGGUGUGUCGGAUCUCUUUUUGCCAAAAUCACCUCAAAGAACAUGACAGUUUCUUUCAACAACACGAUAUGACAGAUGUCACGGGGCGACUGCAGGAGAUGAUGAUAAACCGCUGGAAUUUUUUUGUCAUACUGACCAGCAGUAUAUCUGUUAUCUGUGUAUGAUGGACGAGCACAAAAACCAUGUGGCUGUAUCAGCUGCAGCAGAGAGGAGUAAGAAACUGAGACAAUUUCAUCAGAAAAUCCAGGAGAAAAAGAUGGGCGGUUUUCGUUUUAAAGCAGCUUUAGCUUUUGACAUGAGUUUCCGGUCUCUCAUUUUCCCUUUUGGACCAGACUCACCGAGCACCACUGUCAGUUAUCCCUUCUUUUCUGAUGCACAAAAAUCUGCCUCUCAGCUGAAAGAGAAACCAGAUAGAUGGCAAAUAGAGAAGAUAUAUGGAAAGGGAAAGGAUUGGAGCAGCAUGAAUCUUUGGUACAGGACAACAGUCACUGACAGAUGCAAGUUUGUGACAGAGUAUAACCCUCCAUCUAAUGAACGUGUGGAACUGGGCGCUCGUUACACUGAACCAGUGAUCAUUCAGAGGAGCAAAGAGCAGAAUGAGAAAUACUAUCAUGAACAUGUGAGGUCUGCUCAAGCUUCUGAAACAAAAACAUCAUCUCAACUGUUAUCAAAUGACAAGAAUCACAGCAUCAAAAUAGACCAGCUGUUCAGUCCCGACAGUGAUGGAAACACGCCGAAAACUGUUAUUCUCAGUGGUGAUUCUGGAAGAGGUAAGUCCUUCACGUUACAGAAGAUCAUGUUGGACUGGGCUUCUGGAGAACUUUACUCUGAAAACUUUGCUGUAGUUUUUCUGUUAAGGUGUGAAGAGUUGAAGUGUAUUUCUGAUGUGAAGAGCUUGAUUGAGCUCUUGAGCUGCAGUAGCAGUUUUACAUCAGAUCAGAUCUCACAGAUACUAGAGUUAACACCAGAGAAAGUCCUUAUCCUCAUUGAUGAAUUGGUUGAGUAUGAGUCUUGUUCACUCAUUAAUUUCAUACCACACACUAAUCCAUCCAAGAGAGCGCCACCUAUGGUUAUUCUUGGGCUCCUGUUGAAGGGAGUCUUGCUACCUGAAUCAUUCAUGCUUGUAACUAUGAGAUCUAUAGCUGCUGAUACAGUGAUGAAUCUCCUCAAGGGACCUCUGCGUUUCACUGAGAUUGUGGGCUUCUCUGAGAGAGGGGUGCAGGAGUACUUCCACAAGUUCUUUCAGGAUGAGCAACUCUUCAAGAAUACAUAUGAGAGUGUGAAGACAAAUGAAAGCCUCCUUACUUCCUGCUCUGUGCCUUUGCUAUGUUGGAUGGUCUGUUUUUGUCUGAAGAAAUACUCAACUGAUAGUCAGGUUAUGGUGAAAAAACUAAAGACAACCACCUCCAUAUAUGUGCACUUUGUGUCUGCUCUACUGGAGCAUCAUGGACAGAGUAAGUAUGUCCUCACCACGCUGAGGAAUCUAGGUCAGCUGGCACAAAGAGGAAUACAAAAUCAGCAAGUCUUUUUUGAUGAAAAGGAUGUGGCAGAGACUGGCUUAGUUGCCACCAAGUGUCUGUUCUUGUAUAAAGAUUAUGUUAAUGGAAAAGAAAAACCAGAACCAGUUUUCAAGUUCAUGCACUUCAGCUUUCAGUGGUUCUUUGCUGCUCUUUGGGUCUUGCUUGAUGAAGAAGAGUCCUGGUGGAAAGUCAGUGAGCUGUUGAACUUGAUGGGCUCAGCUAUAGUUGAAUGCCUAUCUCUAGAAAGAAGAUCAAAUCCCAUCCCAUCAGUUUUGCUGUUCUUCUAUGGUCUCUUAAAUGAGGAGGUGAUCAGCUCACUUUUUAAAAAAAUCAAAUUAACUGUCUCUCACACCAUAAAACUGAGGAAAAGAAAACUGAAGAAAACACUGAAGCAAAGAAUUCUUACAAUGACAACAUGGCAUGGAUGUGAACUAUAUGUUCUCCACUGUCUGUAUGAGCUCCAAAAUGUGGGGUUUGAAAGGAAAGUUCUGGAAGCUCACAGCUUCAUGGAUCUGUCUAACAUUUCCCUGAGGAGCACAGACUGUUGGGUGCUGCUGUACUGUCUUCAGUGCUGUCCACACAUCAGAGAACUGAACCUCAUGUACUGUGAUCUAACAGCUGAUAAACUCAAGAUUCUUCAGCCAGCACUCUGUAUGUGUGAGACUCUGAGGUCAGUGUGA
Molecule: messenger RNA, 2635 nt
Organism: Ctenopharyngodon idella (grass carp)
Lineage: Eukaryota; Metazoa; Chordata; Actinopteri; Cypriniformes; Xenocyprididae
Product: NACHT, LRR and PYD domains-containing protein 1 homolog
Exons: 4
Coding region: 596-2635 (679 amino acids)
Cellular component (GO): cytoplasm
Source: RefSeq, a predicted model, not a curated record